This is a messenger RNA of Anopheles coustani, 1094 nucleotides long. Its product is annotated as mediator of RNA polymerase II transcription subunit 30-like. Gene Ontology annotation, biological process: positive regulation of DNA-templated transcription. Gene Ontology annotation, cellular component: mediator complex. The record is from RefSeq and is a predicted model, not a curated record. NCBI's taxonomy places the organism in Eukaryota, Metazoa, Arthropoda, Insecta, Diptera, Culicidae. The transcript has 2 exons. Bases 68 to 1000 code for a protein of 310 amino acids. Gene Ontology annotation, molecular function: transcription coregulator activity.
UUGCGGCAAAACAACAAGAAGCCAAUCUACUGCAGCUUUCGCAAAGUUUACGUAUUUUUUGGUCACUAUGUCGGGCCAAUUUCCUGGAGGAUACCAGAGCCCCAGUGGCCAUCGUGGUAAUUACAAUAGUCCUAUAAUACAGCAGCAGCUGAACCAGAUGAACGUCCCAAACCAAAUGGGCAUGAUGGGGUUCAACCAAAACAGUGUUAUGAACAACCAACAAAUGCAAGGUGGUCCAGGACAGGGUGGUCAGGACAUGGGCAUGAACCAGAAUAUGAUGCAGCAAACCCACCAGCAGCAAGGUCAACCCCAAGGAAUCCAAUCCAAUCCACAGCAGAUGCCUAGCCAGCACCAACAGGGACAAAAUCAAAUGGUUGGUCAGAAUCAACAGCAUCAAGGGCCACAACCAUCGCCCCAGAUGGUCAUGCAACAGUCCGGAGGCAAUGUAGGACCAGGAAACGUGAUGAACUCGCAAACUCAGCAAAACCAACCCCCACCAAAUCAACCGGGUGCCGGGACCGCCGUUCAGCAACAACAAAAGGCAGAAUUUAACCUGCUUUCGCUAUGUCGCAUUGGGCAGGAAACGGUGCAGGACAUUGUGAGUCGCUUCCAGGAGGUGUUUGGCAUUUUGCGUGCGAUCCAACCACCGAAUGGCACAAACCAGGGCCAGUUGUCAAGUAACGACAAGAAAGCUAAGGUGCAGGAACAGUUCCGGACGAUCCGGUUGCUGUUCAAGCGCUUAAGAUUGCUGUACGACAAGUGCAAUGAUAACUGCCAGCAGGGUAUGGAAUAUACGCACGUGGAAAGCUUGAUCCCGUUGAAAGGCGAAUUGGAACGUUCCGAACCGGUCCACACGGAGGAGUACAAGAAGGCACUACAGGAGAACAGAGAGCUGGUUGCGAUGGUACAGCUGAAGAACAAACAGUUGCGUGAGAUUAUAGAUAAAAUACGACUCACGAUAUGGGAGAUUAAUACCAUGCUUAGCAUGAGACGAUGCUAAUUGGGAAAGUUUUUUAACGGUGUAUUGUGUAGAUCUAAGCCCUUAGCAAAAAAAAUAAACUAUUGCAGUAUACUCAUCCAGCUGUAUCACAAAU